AUGUUUCGUUUUUUGAAGCCUUUUGCUUUAAAAACUUCCCUUCAACGCGGACAACGUUUCUAUUCCAAGGUCCCUCCUGUUAUUAACCGUGAACGUGUUUUGCCCAAGCAAGCUCCCUUCCCUACACCACAAACUACGAAUGACAUUGCCACCCUCACCAUUCGUAAUGGCCCAAUUUUCCAUGGCACCUCCUUCGGUGCUAACCGUAAUAUUUCUGGUGAAGCAGUUUUUACCACUUCUCCCGUCGGAUAUGUGGAGUCUAUGACUGAUCCUUCCUACAAACAACAAAUUUUAGUCUUCACUCAACCAUUGAUUGGUAACUAUGGUGUUCCAAGCGGCUCUAAGCGUGACGAACAUGGUCUUCUUCGUCACUUUGAAUCUCCCCACAUCCAAUGCGCUGGUGUGGUCGUAAACGACUAUGCUACCAAGUACUCUCACUGGACUGCCGUAGAAUCUCUUGGUGAAUGGUGUGCUCGUGAAGGUGUUGCUGCCAUUUCUGGUGUUGAUACCCGUGCUAUAGUUACACAUUUGCGUGAACAGGGUAGCAGUCUUGCUAAAAUCAGCAUUGGCGAAGAAUAUGAUGCUAAUGACGAUGAAGCUUUUGCUGACCCCAGCGCUGUCAACUUGGUUAGCCAAGUAUCUACUCGUGAACCUUUCUUCGUUGGUGGUGGCGAUGGAAUGAUGAAUGUUGCUGUUAUUGACUGUGGUGUCAAAGAAAACAUUCUCCGUUCUCUCGUUAGCCGUGGUGCUAGUGCUACUGUGUUCCCUUAUGAUUACCCUAUCCAAAACAUCGCUAGUAACUAUGAUGGUGUCUUUUUGACGAAUGGUCCUGGUGACCCAACUCACCUUACCAAGACUGUCAGCAAUCUUCGUCAGUUAAUGAAAACUUAUAAUGGACCUAUUAUGGGUAUUUGCAUGGGUCAUCAAGUACUUGCCCUGGCUGCUGGUGCUAAGACUAUCAAACUCAAGUACGGUAACCGUGGCCAUAACAUUCCCGCUUUCGAUAUCGCUAGCGGCAACUGUCACAUUACUUCCCAAAACCAUGGUUAUGCCGUCGAUGUCUCAUCCCUUCCUUCAGAAUGGAAGUCUACUUGGAUUAAUUUGAAUGACCAAUCAAAUGAGGGUAUUGCCCAUGCUACUCGCCCUAUUUCCUCUGUUCAAUUUCAUCCAGAAGCUCGCGGUGGCCCUAUGGAUACUCACUACCUUUUUGACAACUACAUCCAAGAGGCCCUUAAAUACCAGAAAUCCCAGUCAAAUGUAUUAUGA
Molecule: messenger RNA, 1266 nt
Organism: Schizosaccharomyces cryophilus OY26
Lineage: Eukaryota; Fungi; Ascomycota; Schizosaccharomycetes; Schizosaccharomycetales; Schizosaccharomycetaceae
Product: arginine specific carbamoyl-phosphate synthase subunit Arg5
Exons: 2
Coding region: 1-1266 (421 amino acids)
Biological process (GO): 'de novo' pyrimidine nucleobase biosynthetic process; L-glutamine metabolic process; L-arginine biosynthetic process
Cellular component (GO): cytoplasm; carbamoyl-phosphate synthase complex
Molecular function (GO): carbamoyl-phosphate synthase (glutamine-hydrolyzing) activity
Source: RefSeq, a predicted model, not a curated record